Molecule: messenger RNA, 1911 nt
Organism: Uncinocarpus reesii 1704
Lineage: Eukaryota; Fungi; Ascomycota; Eurotiomycetes; Onygenales; Onygenaceae
Exons: 3
Coding region: 1-1911 (636 amino acids)
Cellular component (GO): eukaryotic translation initiation factor 2B complex
Molecular function (GO): guanyl-nucleotide exchange factor activity; translation initiation factor activity; translation initiation factor binding
Source: RefSeq, a predicted model, not a curated record
AUGUGGAAGUUCGCAUCUGAGUAUCAGGCUGCAGGCGCUACUCGUGGAAAGAUCGCUAACGCUUCUGUUGAUAGUGCUUCAAAAUGGAGGUCUCCUGUCUCCCCUUUCCAGAAACUCAAACUCCUUAAAACGACGGCCACGUCUGUUGGGGACGUCAUGCGAGAUUUACACGGCAAGCAUCUUAUUGCGGGCGAUUUCCUCCUUGUCAGUGCAGAUGUGGUCAGCAACAUGCCUAUUGAAGGAGUUUGGGCGCAGCAUCGGGCCCGGAGGAUAGCAGACAAGAAUGCUAUUAUGACUAUGAUCCUACGCGAAGCCGGACCGUCGCAUCGAACAAAAGCCUCACCUACUUCCCCUGUAUUUAUCAUUGAUCCGACAGUCGACCGCUGCUUACAUUAUGAGGAAAUACGCCGACAUCAAACUGGCACCAAAUCAUCUUAUGUUAGUAUAGAUUCAGACCUCGUGAAAUCGCACCCGGAAAUUGAUAUCAGGAAUGAUUUGAUCGAUUGUGGGAUUGAUAUUUGCACCCCCGAGGUUCUGGGACUUUGGGCCGACAGUUUUGACUACCAGGCCCCGAGGAAGCAUUUUCUCUACGGCGUCUUGAAGGAUUAUGAGUUGAAUGGCAAGACCAUUCACACUCAUAUUGUGAAAAGUCAUUAUGCGGCCAGAGUACGGAACCUCAAAGCCUAUGACUCAAUCAGCCGAGAUUAUAUUUCAAGGUGGGUAUACCCGCUUUGCCCCGAAGCGAAUUUAUUCCCUGGCGAUUCCUUUAGAUUGAGACGGGGCAACAUUUAUCAAGAAGAGGGUGUUGUUCUAUCGAGAUCAGCGGUAGUGAAGCAGCGAACGAUCAUAGGCAAGGAAACAAACAUCGGCGAAGGGACCUCCAUUACCGAUAGCGUGAUUGUUAUUGGUGACGGCACCGAGAUUCGACAUGCUAUUGUGGCAAAUGGGGCAAUUGUCGGGAAUAAGUGUCGAGUUGAGCCUGGAGUACUGCUCUCAUAUGGCGUAAAACUCGGAAAUGAUGUCUCGAUUCCGAGAAGCAUGAGGAUAACCACGUUAGAGCAAGAGGAUGCAGUAGUCAACUCUUCCCUGCUUGGGAAAGGGGGCAAAGGUCAUGAGUUUGUUCAUGAUUCUGAAGAUGAAGAUGACGAUGAAGGUGAAGAUGAAUUUGCUAUGUCUGGACUUUUGUACAACAUGGCAGAGCUUUCUCUGUCGGAUGCUUCGAUUUCUACCCUUACAUCCGAGCUGUCUGAGGACGAAUCGACCGAGUUAAGGCAACGAUCAGACAGUUUUGGCACGUCUGUAUCCGACGAUGAAGAGAGGGGACAUUUCCAUCACGAUGCCGUCGUUAGUAUCGUUGACAGUCUUAAAGAGGGGUUGAGUGCCGAUGUUGUCCAACUAGAACUAGUUGGAUUACGAAUGAGCGCCAAUGCAUCGGAACAUCAAGUACGGCGAGCGGUGGUGACCGCAUUUAUGAAACAUACCCAGCGCCAGAUUGACGAAGGCUCCAUAAGUGCUGGGGAAGCCGUCAAACAACUCCUUACAAAAUACAAAGAGAUCCUUGCUCGAAUUGUGUUCGAUCGGGAUCAUGAUGAGAAGCCAGACCAGGUCGAUUUAUUACUCUUGCUCCAGCAGGACCUUGCCGAACGGAACAAGGGAGAUACUAUCCUUUUGUUCGCCGCAAAGGAGCUCUAUGACUUGGAAAUUGUGGAGGACGAAGCAUUUGAGCAGUGGUGGGAGGAUGAGCGGUCGACUGCUACUGAGGCAUUGAAGAAAGUCCGCCAGCAGACACAACCCUUUAUUGACUGGUUGAUGGCUGAGGACAGUGAUGAUGAGGAGUCAGAUGAAGAAUCUGGUGAAGAUGAAGAUGAAGAUGACGAGGACGACGAGGAGGAAGAGGAAAGUGAUGCAUAG